Messenger RNA from Thrips palmi, 3046 nucleotides. RefSeq names its product protein SPT2 homolog. The transcript is spliced from 8 exons. The record is from RefSeq and is a predicted model, not a curated record. Bases 143 to 2884 code for a protein of 913 amino acids. Lineage: Eukaryota; Metazoa; Arthropoda; Insecta; Thysanoptera; Thripidae.
UGUCUGUCUGUCCGCCUGUCCUUGUUUUGGACUGGUGGUCCUGCCUCCUCAGUGAAUUUUCCAGAAUGUGUUGACACGUAUGAUUAUUGCCUAUAUUCAUGAACAGCAGUAUCGUAUUUAAUCGGAGUGACAUCCAGCAACAAUGGAUUUUGAAAAAGUACUUCAUAAAGCGAAAAAAAAUGAAAAGAAAAAGACUAAAGAGCCGGUGAACUGUUACCGCACAACAUUUUCUCCUCCCAAAAAGGAAGAACGUUCUAAAGGUCUGUCUGCCAACAUACAGAAAUUUUUAGCCAAAAAAGAUGAAGAAGAGCGUAGAAAGAAACAAGAGGAUGAUAGAAAAAGAGAGGAACUUCUGGCUCUCAGAAACCAAGAUGGCAAGGCAAGGAAGAGAGUUCAAGUCAUGCUCAAGCGCACCAAAUCAGCCAAUAAAUCAGUAUUGAAUGAUGCAAUUGAUACAGUUAACACAGCAGAUACCAUUAAUGGCCCAAAGCAGUGUGAUGAAGAUGAUUAUGGAUAUGAGUCUCAAGAAGCAUCAAAAUUUUACAAUAAAAUGAUGGAAAAAUAUAAUGCAGUUCCUGUUGAAGAGAAAAAAUCUUACAAACCAAACAACCGGGCUACAGCCAAGGAUUUAGUUAACACUAAAGAUCGUGUGCGCCAAGCAUUGCUUCGCCAAGGAGAAGAUGAACAUAUUCCUCAUAAAAGAAGACGACGAAAUAAAGAUGAUGAAGAUAAUGUUAAUGAUCACAGAAGUCGAAGCAACAGUAGAGAUAGAAGUGAAGAACCUGAAAAAAUUGAAAAGCCCAAACCAAAACGCCCUCCAAUGCCACCACCUCUUGAUUUCUCAUCUCUUUUGAAAAUAGCAGAGAAAAAGCAAUUUGAACCUGUUGUUGUUGAAAAAAAGAUUGUAAAAGUUAAAGAAGAGCCAGAACGUUUGAUGACCAAAAAGGAGAAAUUAGAACAUGAAAGACAAAAGGAAAGAGAAAAGAAAGUUUCAGAAUAUUUGAAAGCAUCUUCAUCCAAAUCAAGAGCAGAUGACAGUCCCAGAAAUAUAAAUGGAACUCGUGUCCACAGUAGCCAUGUAAGCAAAGACGCAGAAAAGCUGCGAUCAAAGGAAGAAGAGAGGUUGAUUGACAAGAACAGGGAUAGGCACAGAAAUCAACAGCCUACCGAAAGAAAUAGUCACAGCAACAGUAAAUCAUCAAGCUCAAAGUACACUCCAGAAUCUCACCACUCUUCUCAAUCACGUUCUCGUUCUAGGUCACCUCUCGCCUCAAAAGAUCGUUUAAGUAAUGGACAUUCUAUCAGAAACAAACUGAACGUAAGUAGUACUAGUGCUGACCACUUUAACUCAAGUUCAUCUAAAACCAAGGAUAAUACUCAAAGAAUCAGCAUUUCUAGAAGUGAAUCUAAAUUACCUCCAACAUCAUUGCCUAAAAUUCCAAAAAUUCAGCGAGUAAAUGAGGAAGACAGAAAAAUGUCUGACAGAAAACUCACAGAGAAAGAUAGAAUGAAAGACAAAGAGAAACUGCGCGAUUUGGAGAAGGCAAAGGUGAGGGAACGUGAGAAAGAAAAAGAAAAAUUAAAAGAAAAAGAACGAGAAAAGGCCAGAGAUAAAGAAAAGGAACGAGAGAAAGAGAAAGAAAGAUUAAGACUUAAAGAAAAAAUGGAUAGAGAGAGGCAGAAGGAAAGGGAGAGGGAGAAAGAGAAGCUAUUAGAUAAGCAAAGAGAAGCAGACAGAGAUAGAGAAAGAGCUAGAGAAAAGAUGAAAGAACGUGAGUUUGAAAAAGAAAGAGAACGAAGGGAAAGAGAAAGACGAGAAAAAGAUGUAAAGGAAAGUGCUGCAAGGAAGUCGUCCAGUUCUUCUGACAAAUUGAAGCAAUCAGAACCUAAAAAGGUCUCAAAAUAUGACAAACUUGAUUUGUUUGGGGAAAGGGAUAGCGUUUCGCCUGAACGUCCUCUCAAAACUAACAAAACUAGUGAUAAUCUUAAAAAAACUUUACCUCAAGUGAAAACAGAACGUAUCAAAGUUGUGGAAGAUACCACUAGGGAUCUGUUUGAUAACCCGGUUACUAUAGUCCGUAAGCAGCUGAAUGAUAAAAAUGCAGAGAAAUCUAAUUCUGUGAAGUCAAGCUCCAGCAAACCAGAAGAGAAACCCAAAUUAUCAUCUUCAUCUAAAGCAACUACUUCAACCAAAACCUCUCUUGAUAAAUCAAGGCCAUCAAGUUCCAGUGACAGGAAAAGGGAUGCUGAGGAUAGAGGAAGUUCAUCAGAUAAGAGACCCAAAUUAGAUUACAACUCAAAACCACAAUCCUCAAAAGAUAACUUCAAGAAGCCUUUGCCCCCUGAACCCAGAAAACAGUUCCCUCCCAAGGACCUUCAAAGGAAAGAUUUCCCACCAAGAGAUUUACAGAGGAAAGAAUUCCCACCCAGGGACAUGAAACCCAAGGAGUUCCCACCUAGGGACUUGAAACCUAAACAGUUCCCUCCUAGUGACCUGAAAUCUAGACAGUUUCCUCCUUCUGAUGUUAGGAGAGGAUCUGCUGCAGCCAAUAAAAAACGGUUUGAAUAUGAGAGGAGUGACUCUGAAGACUCAAGUGAUGAAGACGAGGAUGAAUAUGAUGAUGAUCUUGAUGAUUUCAUUGAUGAUGGACCAACGGACAAUGCAGAAGAUAUUUCAAGAUAUAUCAAAGACAUCUUUGGAUAUGACAAGUCAAAAUACCUUGAUGAUGAUGAGGAUAUUGAAGUGUCUAGCUUUGCAGAACAAAUGCGUGAAGAGAGUCGCAGUGCACGAUUAGGGUUGAUUGAAGAUUUAGAAGACAUGGCAAUGGAACAAAGGGAAAAACGGCGGAAAGCACUUCAUCGCAUGAAGAGGGGUAGAAGAUAGUAGUUUCUAUGGACUCCGUAGAAGCAGAAUAAAUUAAUAUAUUUCCAAUUGUUAAGCUUAUUGUAAAAUUUUGUACUUAAGAAAACCAAUAGUUUUGAAAGACUGUUGAUUGAUUAUAUCUGUAUAUAUUUCCAGUUGAAAUGUACAUUUUUGUUCAAGUUU